AUGUCUGCUUUUGACUAAAAAGAACAAAACAGUAUGCACUGUCGACACAUAAACACUAUCCAUAUAGCACAUGCAAACCAUCACUGCAGAGCCACAACCAGCAGAUGGACUGACUGUGAGGGGUAACUGAGGGAAAAAAUAAGGGGAGUGACAGUGAAAGAGGAGGAGGAGGAGGGGUGGGUAAAGACGGAGAUACUGAGGUAGAAUCACCGAAGGAGUGUGCAGGACAUGCACUGACAGGCUGAGACAGAGAGCGAGAAAGACGGAGCUAGCAGCACCUGAGAGGCUGCCACUUCAUUAGCAUUAGAAGGAGAGUCGGUCACAGGCGGCCACACCAGGACUCAUGUAGGUUGAACGCUGUUAUCUAUCGCUUGUGGAGCAGCAGGGCAGGCUACAGUGAAGGAGGAGAACAAGGCUGGAACCAAAGCAUAAACAAGAGGCUAAGAAACAUCGCUGCCACCUGACUCAUACGGGGAGUCAGCUUCAUCACUUGCAGCGGCUGUCUGAGCACUGGAGGAGACUGGUGCAGACGGGGAGAGAGCUGCUGAGAUUAUGCGCGGGGCAGAAAGCUCCUGUGGAUUCCCCAUCUUUGGCGGCGGCAGCAGCAACAGUAGAAGCAGGAGCUGUGUCUCUACAGAUAGCUGCAGAGCUAGCUGGAGCUGCAGCAAAACAAGAAGCCCCAACUCCAAAAAUAUUUAUUCACCCAGAGAUGAAGCUAGCAUUUACAGCCAAGGUGUAACAGGAACCAGCUGUCCAUGUUGCCACAGUGUUAAAUGCACCUGUAGCCGCUGCAGUGAAAGCUGCUGCAGUGCUGGUUCAAAAGUGAUCCCAGCAGUGCAGUUAGGUGUAGUUGUAGCAGUAGCAGGUGGGAGCAGUGGCUCAGGACACUGAAUGACCAGUGUGGCUGAUGAAGGCCACCUGGAUCCGCUUGCUGAAACGAGCCAAGGGAGGUCGCGUCAAGAGCUCCGAUGCCUGUGGUUCGGCCGACUCCUACACCAGCCGUCCAUCAGACUCUGAUGUGUCCCUUGAGGAGGAUAAGGAGGCAGUGCGCAGAGAGGCAGAGCAACAGGCUCAGGCACAGCUCGACAAGGCCAAGACCAAACCAGUUGCAUUUGCUGUUCGCACAAAUGUCAGCUACAGCCCAUGUCACGAUGAUGAUGUCCCCGUGCCAGGCAUGGCCAUCUCCUUUGACGCUAAAGACUUCCUCCAUGUCAAAGAGAAAUUCAACAACGACUGGUGGAUAGGACGCCUGGUGAAGGAAGGCUGUGAAAUCGGGUUCAUCCCCAGUCCAGUGAAGCUUGAAAACACUCGUAUACUCCAGGAGCAGAGAGCCAAACAGGGAAAGUUCCAUUCCAGUAAAUUGGGAGCCAACUCAUCUUCUAGUUUAGGUGAAGUGGUUCCUAACUCACGGAAGUCUACUCCUCCUUCGUCUGCCAUUGACAUAGACGCCACAGACUUAGACCCUGAGGACAAUGAGCUUCCAGUCAACCUGCGCUCCCCUAAAGCCAGUCCAAACACUGUCAUGUCACCCCUAGCAAAAGAGAAACGAAUGCCCUUCUUUAAGAAGGCAGAACACAUUCCUCCGUACGACGUUGUGCCUUCCAUGCGGCCCGUGGUUCUGGUUGGUCCGUCACUGAAGGGCUACGAGGUGACAGACAUGAUGCAAAAAGCACUGUUUGACUUUUUGAAACACAGAUUUGAAGGAAGAAUAUCAAUCACUCGCGUCACGGCAGACAUCUCUCUGGCCAAACGCUCAGUCCUGAACAAUCCCAGCAAGCAUGCCAUCAUUGAACGCUCCAACACACGCUCAAACUUGGCUGAAGUCCAGAGUGAGAUUGAGCGGAUUUUUGAACUGGCCCGGACGUUACAGCUGGUAGUUCUGGACGCCGACACCAUCAACCACCCGUCACAGCUGGGAAAGACUUCCCUCGCCCCCAUCAUUGUCUACGUCAAGAUCACCUCUCCAAAGGUGCUGCAGAGGCUCAUCAAGUCUAGAGGCAAGUCUCAGGCCAAACACCUCAAUGUCCAGAUGGUGGCUGCUGACAAGCUGGCUCAGUGCCCUCCUGAGAUGUUUGACAUUAUACUAGAUGAGAACCAGCUGGAGGACGCUUGUGAGCAUAUGGCUGAUUACCUGGAGGCCUACUGGAAAAGCACUCACCCCACCAGCUGCAACCCCCCCAACGCACUGCUAACGAAGCUGCCCACAGCCACCCUGCCCUCCAGCCCAGCCCCGGUCUCCACCGUGCAGGGCAGCAGUGCAGAGCAGAAGGGAGAGAAAGCAUUAGUGGAGAGAAAGGGCUCCAGAGAGGAUCACCAGCACCAUCAUCACCAUCACCACCACCACCAGAGCCAGGACCAGGCUGAUGCUGAUGCAGAGGCUGAGGGGGAGAGGCUUGAGGAGGAGAGGCCUCUGAGAACAGAGGCCUCUAGGAGAGCCCAACACAUCCACCACCGCUCGUCUUCCACACGGACUGAGCAACACAACCACCAUCACCACCACAGCAACAGUCGAGGCCGGGGACUCUCCCAGCAGGAGACUUUGGACUCGGAAACCCCAGAGAGCAGAGAGAGCCGAGAGAGCAAGGACUCUGCUUAUGUCGAGCCGCGCACUCAGCUCCUCCACCAGGAGGAGGAGGAGGAGGAGGAGGAGGAGGAGGAGGAGGAGGAGGAGGAGGAGGAGGAGGAGGAGGAGGAGGAGGAUGAGGAUGAGGAGGAGGAUGAGGAUGAGGAGGAGGAUGUAGGGGAGGGGCACCCCCAGCAGCAACAGCGUUACGAGCCACUGCCCCACCGGGACCACAACCACCAUCACCACCACCACCAUCACCGCAGUGGAGCGGAUGAGGCCGGCCACAGCACGGGACACCACCGCUCAAAGGAGCGUGAACAGGACCAUAAUGAACGGAACAAGCAGCGCUCGCACCACCACCGGCCGGCACGCGACCACCACCACCACUACUACGACCGGGACAGAGACAGGGACCGCGAAGGGGAGGUGGCUCCUAAAAAGAGGGGUGACGCAGGAGAAUGGGCCAGAGACUCCUACAUUCACCAGUGACUGACCAAAGCCCCCCUAAAGCUCAUUUGGAACUCCUAACUGUUCUGUUCUCCCAUAAUGCUGCUAUACCCUGAAACCACAGCAUCCUAUUUAUGGACUCUUCCUUUGUAAAUGCUGUUGCAUCUUUUUAAAUGACAGGAUUUUGAUUACAUAGAUACAAAUAUAAAUAUAUAAAUAUAUGUAUGUGUGUAUCUAUGCAUAGACGUUGUUUAUGUGUGGAUAUGCAUGAAUAUUCUCAAAUAUGCAUAUUUUAAACCUGUGUUUGAUAAAGCAUGACACAAAAGCAGAAUUUUGUUUCUGUACUGAGCUGUGCUUUCUGUGAUUAGCAUUUUUAUUUUGUAUUGUUUUUAUUACUUUUAUUUCCCUUGCUACCACUUGAAUAAUUUGUUCCAUCAGACUACUGCUAGGGUUGACUGCAACGGUUGACUAACCAAGUUAGUUUGAUGUAUUUGCAGGUCUUUGGUU
Molecule: messenger RNA, 3520 nt
Organism: Etheostoma cragini (Arkansas darter)
Lineage: Eukaryota; Metazoa; Chordata; Actinopteri; Perciformes; Percidae
Gene: cacnb2a
Product: calcium channel, voltage-dependent, beta 2a
Exons: 13
Coding region: 908-3055 (715 amino acids)
Biological process (GO): calcium ion transmembrane transport; regulation of voltage-gated calcium channel activity; neuromuscular junction development
Cellular component (GO): voltage-gated calcium channel complex
Molecular function (GO): high voltage-gated calcium channel activity; protein binding
Source: RefSeq, a predicted model, not a curated record